Loxodonta africana (African savanna elephant) is the source of this 1242-nucleotide messenger RNA. Its product is annotated as olfactory receptor 4F17-like. Gene Ontology annotation, molecular function: olfactory receptor activity; G protein-coupled receptor activity. The coding region runs from base 1 to 939 and encodes 312 amino acids. The record is from RefSeq and is a predicted model, not a curated record. Lineage: Eukaryota; Metazoa; Chordata; Mammalia; Proboscidea; Elephantidae. Gene Ontology annotation, biological process: G protein-coupled receptor signaling pathway. The transcript has a single exon. Gene Ontology annotation, cellular component: plasma membrane.
AUGGACCGAGUAAAUGGCUCUGCGGUGACUGAGUUUGUAUUGCUGGGACUUGCACAAUCCUUGGGAAUGCAGUUUUUCCUUUUCUUCAUCUUCUUUUUAUUCUAUGUAGGAAUUAUCCUGGGAAACCUCUUCAUUGUGUUCACAGUGAUUUUCGAUCUUCAUCUACACUCUCCCAUGUAUAUUCUGCUGGCCAACCUAUCACUCAUUGACCUGGGCCUUUCAUCUACCACAGUUCCUAGGACGAUUUCUGAUCUUUUCAGUGACUGUAAAGUCAUUUCCUUCCACAGCUGCAUGAUACAAAUGUUCUUUAUCCACGUCACGGGAGGAGUUGAGAUGGUGCUGCUCAUAGCAAUGGCAUAUGACAGAUACACAGCAAUCUGCAAGCCCCUUCACUAUCUAAUUAUUAUGAAUCCCAAAAUGUGCGUAUUUUUGGUAGUGGCUGCUUGGGUCAUUGGGGUGAUUCAUGCUGUGUCUCAGUUUGUUUUUGUCAUAAACUUACCCUUCUGUGGCCCUAAUAAUGUAGGGAGCUUCUACUGUGAUUUUCCUCAGGUUAUUAAACUUGCAUGCAUGGAUACUUACCAACUAGAAUUUGUGGUCACUGCCAACAGUGGCUUCAUAUCAAUGGCCACCUUCUUUGUCUUAGCUGCAUCAUAUAUAUUUAUUCUGCUCACUGUUCGAAAACAUUCUUCAAAUGAUUUCUCCAAAGCACUCUUCACUUUGUCUGCUCACAUCACUGUAGUGGUUUUGUAUUUUGCUCCUUGUAUGUUUCUCUAUGUGUGGCCUUUCCCUACUAAGUCAUUGGAUAAUUUUUUUGCCAUUGUGGAUUUUGUUGUCACCCCUGUCUUAAACCCUGCCAUCUAUACUUUAAGGAACAAAGACAUGAAAGUGGCAAUGAGAAAACUGAGUCAACAGGUUGUAAGUUCUAGGGAGAUGGCAUAAUGGAUUUUGUUGGGAAAAGCAAAAAAUGAAUUCCGCGGACCAUAAAGAUCUCUGUGAUCACCAAGAACACUAUUGAAUGUGUAAAUUUUCAUUGUUGCCUUUAAAGAUCUGAGAGGUCUAAAGAAAAGGAGAUAUUACUCUAAGAAUUUUAUUUUCAGAUGUUCUAACAAGUUUUGUUAAUCAUAAAAAAUAAAGUGUUACAUAUUUCUAUCUAACCUAUAAACCUAAAUUAUAGUUUACCAGCAGUAACUACCUUAAAUUUUCAGGUGGUUGUAUAUAUAUGUAUACACACACACACACACA